AUGGAGGAAGUAUGUGUAAAUGCGGCUACUAAAUUUACACAGUGGUUCAGCUUCUGUCUCCAUCACAGGACAGCGAACAUACUCAAGAUGGCUGAAGAUGAUGAUAAAUUAUACAGAUGGGAAACUGCCUAUGAAAGAACUUGGGAGGCAAUCAAAGAAGAUGAAGAAGGUUCAUUACAGGCCAGCAUCAGUGAAAUUACCCACAAAGCAAAGCGUCGCCGCCUCUUAGACCGAAUUGGGAAUGUUCGCCUUGGUAUGAUGCGUCAUGUCUACUUAAUCAUUGAUAUGUCUUCUGCUAUGUCUGAUCCCGAUCUGAAACCAAGCAGAUUGGUAACAUCUGUAAAGCUACUUGAGAAUUUUGUAGAGGAGUAUUUUGAUCAAAACCCAAUCAGCCAACUUGGAAUUAUUUUGACGCGUAACAAAAGAGCAGAGAAAAUAACAGAACUUGGAGGUAAUCCUCGACGGCACAUUGCAGCUCUACAAAAUAUCAGUAAGAAACCCUGUCAGGGUGAACCAUCUUUGCAGAAUUCUUUAGAUAUGGCAGCACAAACUCUUAAGCAUAUGCCUAGUCAUGCAAGUCGGGAAAUUUUGAUCAUCUUUGGUAGUUUGACAACCUGUGAUCCAGGAGAUGUCCUGGCCACAAUCAAGAUGUUGAAAGAUAAUGCUAUACGAUGUUCUGUGAUUGGAUUGUCAGCAGAGGUGAGGGUUUGCAAGAAAUUGUCACAUGAUACUCAAGGGGAUUAUAAUGUAAUCCUUGAUGAACCUCACUUUAAAGAUUUAUUGAAUGCUCAUGUGAGCCCACCUCCGGCAUCUGGAAACACAGAAUCUUCUUUGAUUAGAAUGGGUUUUCCACAUCAUCAACAGAAUGUUGAAAAAGACAAGGAGGAGCGGCCAUCAAUGUGUAUGUGUCAUCUUGAUGACAAAGCAACGCAAAACUUCAGCAGUGGUGGUUAUUUUUGUCCACAAUGUCGGAGCAAAUACUGUGAACUUCCUGUUGAAUGCAAGUCUUGUGCACUGACUUUAGUCUCAGCACCUCACCUGGCUCGAUCAUAUCAUCACCUGUUUCCACUCCCUCAAUUCAAAGAGGCACCAUCAUCUUCUGUUCCAAAUUCAGAAUCCUUAUUUUGUUAUGGAUGUCAGAUUUCACUGAAAGACAAAACUAUUUACACCUGUACCAAAUGCAACCAGAUUUUCUGUAUUGACUGUGACCUUCUUGCACAUGAGACACUACACUGUUGUCCUGGUUGUGCAUCAUCUCGUAACACACAGCAGAUAGGCUUCAUUGAUUCGCUCACUUGA
This is a messenger RNA of Acanthosepion pharaonis, 1299 nucleotides long. NCBI's taxonomy places the organism in Eukaryota, Metazoa, Mollusca, Cephalopoda, Sepiida, Sepiidae. The record is from the annotation of a GenBank genome assembly.